Molecule: messenger RNA, 1263 nt
Organism: Hermetia illucens (black soldier fly)
Lineage: Eukaryota; Metazoa; Arthropoda; Insecta; Diptera; Stratiomyidae
Product: zinc metalloproteinase nas-13-like
Exons: 3
Coding region: 462-1256 (264 amino acids)
Biological process (GO): proteolysis
Molecular function (GO): zinc ion binding; metalloendopeptidase activity
Source: RefSeq, a predicted model, not a curated record
UUACUGAAAGCGAACACGCUACAUAUCUGCAAUCUGCCGUUAAUUGGAGAUGAUACCGGAAAAUGUUGUUUCCUAGCCACACUCCAACAUCAUCAUUGUUGAUAAGCACAUGUGAUUAUCGAUUCAAAUGGUUGCAAUGAUAGUCAUUGACUGAAACCUACGAAUAAAGACCAACCGUUGCACGUGUUCUCUGCAGACUUUCCAUAACUACCCGAUCUCAAACUCAUUCGCACUGAAAACCUAAAAAUUAUAUCAAUUAUCAUUAGAUACUCGGUCGUUUAGUGGGACAGAUCUUAUCAUAAGAUAAUGUUUAAACUGUGAAUAGUAUCGCGGGUAUUGUUGUACGAUCUUGACAUUGUUCCGGGGAAAUUGGUGAAAAGUUUUUCUUAUUGUUCCGUGAUUUUUUCAAAUAUUUAUUCAUUGGCAAGGAUUUAAUACACGAGCCGAAGUCUACGUGAUCAAUGUUGGAAAAUUUGUUGGUGGUGAUGAGGUCUGUGAUUUUAUUGAUUUUAAUUUCUUUGAAUAUUUCCCGAGAAUUUCCCUUGGAUGACUAUAUCUACCUAGACGAUUUGGAUAGUUCGUUGCAUGAUGAUAUCAUUUUUGAGGAUUAUAAGGAAGACCUGUAUCAAGAUAGCGAAAAAAAAGUGCAGAUUCGGAGUGUAAUAAAAGAUCCGGUCUACAGGUGGAAAGAUGGAAUUAUCUACUACUACAUUGAUGAGGUGUUCACCACAAUUCAAAGAGCUCAUAUUAUACAACAAAUGGAAGAGAUAGCGAACGUAACUUGCCUUCAAUUCAAGCCAAAAACGAAGACUUCUUCUGACUACGUUCAUAUAAUGGGAAGAAGCAACGGUUGCCAUUCCCAAGUGGGUCGCCGUGGAGGUCGGCAAGUAUUGAAUCUGAAACCAUCAGCCCUCAACACAGGUUGCUUUCGAAAAGGCGUAGUCAAACACGAAAUGAUGCACACUAUUGGAUUUUACCACGAACAUAAUGCACCAGAUCGUGAUGACUACAUUACUAUUAAUUGGGAGAAUAUCCAAGAUGACAAAAUAAGUAAUUUUGACAAACAACUACCCGAGAUGGUAACGAAUUUCAGCAUCCCAUAUGAUUACGAUAGUAUGUCUCAUUACGGAAGGAGAAUCUUCAGCAAGAAUGGUCUUCAUACGAUUACACCCAGGGAUCCGAAUGCUAUUAUUGGACAAAGAGAUAGAUUAAGUGAUGCCGAUAUUUAUAAGAUUAAAUUGAUGUACAAUUGUUAGAUAAAUG